Fundulus heteroclitus (mummichog) is the source of this 1352-nucleotide messenger RNA. RefSeq names its product dual specificity protein phosphatase 13. Gene Ontology annotation, cellular component: cytoplasm. The record is from RefSeq and is a predicted model, not a curated record. The coding region runs from base 314 to 928 and encodes 204 amino acids. Gene Ontology annotation, biological process: negative regulation of MAPK cascade; protein dephosphorylation. Lineage: Eukaryota; Metazoa; Chordata; Actinopteri; Cyprinodontiformes; Fundulidae. The transcript has 5 exons. Gene Ontology annotation, molecular function: protein tyrosine/serine/threonine phosphatase activity; MAP kinase phosphatase activity.
GAAACGACAUGCAGCUGAACACAGAAGCACAUAAUUUAGAGAUUUAAUAUGGUAAGUAAUCCUCUUUGCUCUCUUAGAGGAGCUGAUUGACAGGUGUGGUUGUAUGACACUGACGCGAAAAUGCACAAGCUGAUGUCAAACUUCAAAGCUCUACAAAGCUGAAAGCUGACUGAGAACUCGGACGUCCAGUUGUAACGCGUUUUAGUGUUGCGUCAUCGGUGAGUGUGUGAUUACAGAGUUAUUAAAGGAACAAAGCUGCUAGAAGUGGGAGCGAACACUGAAGGAGAAACCUUUUAAGUGCUGUUUACCGAGUAUGUCUCUCAGGGAUCCCCCGUAUGAGCCUCCCUCCGUCUCCGAGCUGCAGGCGUUCUUGCUGGCAGACAGACGACCAACUGGUCACGUCAAUCAAGUCUGGCCAAAUGUUUACAUAGGCAACCAGGUGGCUGCUCGCGACAAAGGGGCUCUCCACAGCCUGGGCAUUACGCACGUUGUGAACGCAGCUCACGGUCCCCCGAACCCCAGCGACGCUCCCUGCUUUCAUGUCAGCACGGGGCCACGCUUCUACAGAGACAUGGCCGUGGAUUACUACGGAGUGGAGGCCGAUGACGCCACAGAUUUCAUCCUCAGCCCUUACUUCUAUCCAACAGCGCGAUACAUCAGAGCCGCACUGGCCAUGGGAGGCAAGUCAGCGCGCUGGAAGCUGCACAGAAGGGUGUUUGUACACUGUCUGAUGGGUGUGAGCCGCUCUGCGACCCUAGUGUUGGCCUUCCUGAUGAUUGCUGAGGGCCUCCGGCUGCAGGAGGCCGUGGCUGCUGUGAGGCAGCACAGAGACAUCUGCCCCAACCCGGGCUUCCUGAUGCAGCUGCGUGGCCUCGACAUCAGCCUGGAGCGGGAGAGGAGAAGAAAAAGACAGGCUCAGGCUUUGUAAAGUCGCACUCAAACACAAAUCAAGAAAUCAUUACGAACAACCCAAUGCGGCACCAAGAAAGACACACAUCUGUAUCGCUCCAGAGGUCAUUUAGCCGUGCAAGGAGAAAGCCCAUCUCUGACAGAAGUGAGGGAAAUUCUCUGGACCAACAGGAAGCCCGUGGGGUCUGUCGACCAAGUGUGGCCAAAACUCUACGUAGGAGACGAGUCUGUUGCUCGAGAUAAAGCCAGACUGUCCUCUCUGGGUGUGACUCAUGUGCUGAAUGCCGCCGCGGGCCAACACCGGAUCAACACUGGUCCGAGAUUUUACACCGACACUGAAGUGGUGUACCACGGUGUCGAAGCUCCAGACCAUCCGGAGUUUGACCUCCGGCCUUUUUUCAGCUCUGCUGCACAGUUCAUAGACAGCGGUCUGAAGGAAAACG